AUGCUUGGAAUAAAAAGACUCAGCCUCAUAAAUAAUCAUCUAUCUUCUCAGUUUCCACCAAUCCCUUAUGAUGAAUCCUUAGAUAAUUAUCGCAAAAGAGGGGAAGAAAUAAAUAAAGAAGUUUUAUUACGUCAUAUUUUUGGUGACUCCUAUGAACGAAUUAUAACUUUCCGAAAUCAUAUGAAAAAUGAUCCAAUUUUCAAUCACCAUGAUGAGGCUGAGUUUUCUCGCAGUAAAAAACGAGAAAGAGUUGUCCAGCAAAUUGCAAGUAUUUAUUUUAAAGCGAUAAUAUCUUACGAGUAUUGUAAAGCAGGCCCAUUAAGAAAAUAUGAACUUUUAUACGCUCUAUGCGACUAUGAUAUAGCUGUUGCAACAAGAAUUUCUAUUCAUUUGGUUUUAUAUAUAGAUGCGAUAGAAACUUUAGGCACUUCUAACUUUUUUUUUAUAAAAAAAAAUAAUGAAAAAAUUAUACUCUGAUUGAGCUCGCAAAAUUAUAGUAUUGGCAAGGAGAGUAAGCAUUUGGAGCACAUUAAAAGAGCUUAUAGUCUAUUAGAUUAUGGAUGUUUUGGCAUGACAGAGCUUGGACACGGUUCAAAUGUGGCAAAACUUGAAACAACUGCUACAUAUGAUCAUUCCACAAGAGAGUUUAUUAUAAAUUCGCCGACUGCUACUUCAGCAAAAUGAUGGAUUGGCGGAUUAGGAAAAACUUCAAAUAAGUCAGUUCUUUUUGCAAGGCUAAUCGUUGAAGGUGUAGAUAAAGGAAUCAAUGCUUUUAUAAUACCAAUUCGUGAUAAUCAAACCCAUGACUCUCUUCCUGGAGUUAUAAUAGGAGACUGUGGAAAAAAGAUAGGAUUAGAUGGAAUUGAUAAUGGGUUCAUGCUAUUCAAAAAUUAUAGAGUUCCAUAUGAUUCUUUGUUAGAUAAGUUCAGCUCUAUUACUAAUGAUGGAAAAUUCAAAAGCAUCAUUAGUGUUAACUCCUCCCUGUUUAAAUUUUAACAAAAAUCCUUUUCCAAUUUAAAGGGUUUAACUUUUUUUUCAAAAAAUUAAGUUCUUCAGAAGCUUUUAUAUAGCAUUGCGCAUGAACUCAAUUAAAAGGUUAAAGAUAAUUUUUAUAAAAUUAGUAUUUUUGCCUAUAAAAUUUUCUGCUGAAAAUUAAAAUUUUGUUCCAAUUAAAAAAAGGGAGGAGAAUAAGGAAAAAAGGCUCGGGACGAUGAUGGUUGGACUUAUCGGAGGAAGAGUCGCUGUUGUUUCUGCCGCAGAGCAGCACAUGAAAAUAGGAUUAACUGCCGCUUUAAGAUUUUCAGCUGUUCGGAAACAAUUCAGUUCAGAUGAAAUAGAAAAUCCUAUAUUAGAUUACCCCUUGCAGCGCUAUAAAUUAAUUCCUCAUCUCGCAAGUCUUUUUGCUAUUCGUUCAAUCCUUCUAUGGUGCAAUAAACAUUUACCAAUAGUUCAGCAGAAAAUUAAUGAAAACCCAGAAGCCAUAGAAGUCUCAGAAUAUCAUGCAAUUCUUUCAGCAUGCAAAGGGGUUGCUUCUUGGUAUUCAAGCUCCUGUCUGCAGCAAUGCAGAGAAGCAUGUGGAGGAUUGGGAUAUUCUUAUUAUGCAACUCUAGGCAGAAUUAUUAUGAAUGAUAAUAUAGGCUCGACUUGGGAAGGAGAUAGUGGCGUUUUAAUCCAACAAACAGCAAAAUUUAUAUUUAAACAAGUCCAAAGAAAUUUCAAGGGUCAUGCUAUAGAUGCUCCAUCUCUAAAAUGCAUAAAAGUUGACCAUGAGAAAUUGAUGCAGUUUAAAGCAAAAUUUGAAAAUUCAGAACAGCUUGAAAAUGAAAAUAGUUUAUUUGAACUCAUAGAGUAUAGGCUGAACUAUAUCCUUUAUCAAAGUUUAAUGAAACUUCAAGAAGCUACUGGAAAUUCCAAAGAUAUGUUUGAAGCUUGGAAUAAAUCGCAGGUUUUCUAUUUAUUCAUUAGAUAUUUGAAUUUUAUAUUUGUCUUUUUAAUAGUAUUUUAUCAUUUUUCCUCUGAUAUCUUGCAAUUCACACCAAACUUAAUAUAAGAGUAUAUACAAGAGCUAGCGAAAACUUAUGGAGAAUACAUAAUGAUGAGAGAAUUCGCGAAAUUUGUAAAAGAAUUAGAAGAAAAAUGUGAAAAAACUGGAAAAGUAUUGAGGAAGUUUUUUGUGCUUUUUAGUGUUGGACUUAUUCAAAAAUACUCUGCUUCGUUUCAAGAUAGUGCAAUAAAUGCUCACCAAGCUAAAGUAGUAAGAGAAAGUGUGGUGAGAUUGUGUGGAGAGUUGGCUGAAGUGAGCAUUAAAGUGAUCGAUGCAAUUGCUCCGCCAGAUUCUAUUCAUGGAUCAGUGCUAGGAGUUGCGAACGGGCAAAUUUAUGCAAAGUUAAUUGAACAGGUUGAAAAAGCUGAAGAAGUUUAUGAUAAACCUCAUUGGCUUCCACUGCUUCGAUUAGAGGAGCAGCUAGGCUAGAAAAUAUUUAGGAAUUAACUAAAAUUUGCUCAUAAGAGCAAAUUCUGGGGGUGUGAACCCCUUAAUUUACAGGUUCAGUUCAGGCUUCCACUGCUUCAAAAAAUUAAGCAAAUUAAAAAAACUUAA
Blepharisma stoltei is the source of this 2599-nucleotide messenger RNA. NCBI's taxonomy places the organism in Eukaryota, Ciliophora, Heterotrichea, Heterotrichida, Blepharismidae. The record is from the annotation of a GenBank genome assembly.